Molecule: messenger RNA, 1895 nt
Organism: Adelges cooleyi (spruce gall adelgid)
Lineage: Eukaryota; Metazoa; Arthropoda; Insecta; Hemiptera; Adelgidae
Product: organic solute transporter alpha-like protein
Exons: 7
Coding region: 430-1713 (427 amino acids)
Biological process (GO): transport
Molecular function (GO): transporter activity
Source: RefSeq, a predicted model, not a curated record
CGGUCACAGAACCGCGAUAAUGUUAUAAGUAAUGGUUUAAACCGGAGUUUAAACUCAAUUGUAGGCGAAUACUUGACGCGCGAGCAUCGUUCGGAGCGCCGCUAACCCGUCGGCCGACGUUGUAUUUCGCGGCAAAAGCCUGUUAAAUAGAAUUGCCAUUUUUUUUUUCAAGUGCAAAACUGAUGAAUAAUUUAAAUUAGCAUCAACGACGGCGGUGAAUUUAAUGGAAAGUUUGCGAUUAUAAAGUUCCUUUUUUUAACUUUCUGAACGUAUAUAAUGAUCAAAUUCUCAAGCGAUACGUUUUAUCUUAAUAGAAUUAUAAUAAUAUUACCCAUGCUCGAUACAAUAGUGCCGUGAUUUUUGGCAUUUGGCAACGAGUAAAGUAAUCGACAUCGACGAAGACAAAACCUAUUUUAACCGAGAGUCAUCAUGUCGAUCGCAAAUCCGCCAGUCGUAUAUAACGUGUCCGAAUCGGAAGACUAUUCGACGGCGGAUCUGACCACAGGGAUUCAACAGCAGGUGGACGCUGACUUCACAGGCUCGCCGCCUGGACGCUUAUUGUCCCUCGAGUUCUUCUCAACCGACCACCCAGCUUUAGCCACGUUGACCAAUUCUAUGGCUACCGCUUCGACCACAACAGUCACCACUGCGGUGGCUAACAGAUCGGGCGCCGCCGCCACAGAAGCCACCGACUAUGCCGUAAAAAACUUGUUGGUUCCGUUGUGCCACCCGUCCACCGGCAUACCGUCUGUAGACGAAUACUUUACGGCGAUCAACUUAGCUGGGGUGACGAUUUUCACACUGGGAGCGAUAUGUGUAAUUAUCAUUCUCUAUCUGUACGUAGACACACUGAGGUAUAUUAUUAAGAACGCAUCCCCUAUGGUGAAAACCCACUCGGCGUUCAUCCUCAGCGUAUACCCGGUAGUAGCCGUGGCCACGUACUGCGCCAUAUUGGUGCCCAGAGCUCAUCUGCUCGCCGAAGCCAUGACCCAGGGUAUGUUCAUGGCAUGCGUGUACCAACUAUUCUGCCUGUUCAUGGCAUACUGCGGUGGUGAAGCGAAUCUCGUAGCUUCGGUGAAGCCACAGUCACUUGACAUGCAAGUGCCGCCAUGCUGUUGUUGGCCGUGUUGCUGCUGUUUACCUAAGUUUACAGUUACCAAAAAACACCUGAGAUAUUUGAGAAUACUUGUUCUACAACUUCCAAUCGUACAAGGAUUCGUUUACAUGGUUCUUCUGGUGAUGUGGGCCGAAGAAGAGAGCUUGUAUCAAGUGAACUACAUGUACAUGCAACCUUUCAUCGUGUUGUCCAUCUUCUGUGGGAUGUGGGGCAUCUCGAUGACGAUGCGUGUACUGGGUGACAUACUCAAAGAUCACAAUAUUCAGGGCAAAUUCGUCGUACUUCAACUAGUGCUGGUGCUUGCCAAACUCCAAGGACUGGCUGUUCGGACUAUGGUCUGGGCUGGAUGGCUACCAUGCAAACCACCCAUAUCACCCACCGUCUACGCCAACCUAAUCUAUAACUCUACGAUGCUUUGGGAAAUGAUGGUGCUGAUGGCGCUAGCCAGGAAGUUGCAUAAGAAACCGUUACAGAUGGACCCGUGUUUUGUAGAGCCACCUAAAAUCACUUGUUGUGUGGAUUUGCCCAGCAACCAGGAAAAAAAUAACAUCAUUAAUGGCGGCAUAUACAAUCAAUGUUUUGAUAUGAACGUUUAACGAAAACUAAUUGCCUGAUAUACAUAUUGUAAUUAUUUUAUUUUAUAACCAAAGACGUGAAUUUAUUAAACAUAGGUACAUAUAUUUAAUACUAUAAUUUAAUUUUUGUUUGAAUAAAAUUAAAUCUUAAUGACCGCUUGCAUCAUUUAUACUUAAAAUUUUAGUAGAGUUUAACCUAUAGU